CACAAUUCUGAUUCUGUGUCGAGGUUCCCCCUAACCGAGGGAUCCAUUACCCCCACACCUGUCAGGGGAAGGAUUUCUCAGAGAGAAAGGCUGUGCCACUUACUGGGAAGGUCAAGGCUUUUUGGCACCGAUUUGAAAAAAAACAAACAAGGUCCUGUCUCUGGUUACCCAACAGCUCCUUGCAGAUAAGGAGGGUGGUUAGCAAAGUGGUCAAGCUUGUGGCGUGCUCUUGCAGUUGCUUGAAGGUUUCCUUACCACUGGGUCUGGGCUCUCGAGAUGAAGAAACUGGUCAGAAAAACAUCCUGUUGCUUCACCUGCCCGUGUGCCAACUUGCUUUUGCCCUUUGUGUGGCAGUGGGAAUGAGGGCUUGUGGAUGGAGCCUGUGGAAGAAUCGAGUGCCGGCUGCUCUGACCUGGCAGGGAAGGAAUUGGGAAUGUUCACCUUCCCCGUCCUCCUGCUGGGCUGUGCCUGACCUCAGCCUCUGUUAAAAUCCUGAAAAUCCAAGCCCAGAUGUGUCAUCCCCUCGCUGCAGAGCCCAGCCCAGCUUGUCCCACCUUGGCUACCRUGUGCUUUGCCCUGGUAGCCACCACCCCCCUGUGCUCUCUCCCGUGAUCCCAAGCCCGUAACUUGCUCUGGUUUCCCUGCAGCCGCCACGAUGCCGCUKUCCCAGAGCAGGGCUGGGCAGACCCCGUGCAGCAGCAAAGUGUGCAGGAACCUCUUUGGCCCCGUGGACCACGAGCAGCUCCAGAACGACUUUGAGGACGAGAUGAGACAGCAGCUGGAGGAAGCUCAGCAGCGCUGGAACUUCAACUUUGAGACGGAGACUCCCCUGGACGGGCCCUUCAAGUGGGAGAGGAUCCUGGUGGCUCAGCAGCCGCCCCAGGAGGUUGCCAGCCUGGUCAGGGCUGUCAUCGGCGGUGACAGCAGGAGCUCCUCAGCCCACAGGGUCCCCCCCUGUGACCGUGCUGGCAGGAAUUGCCCUGAGGAUCCCCAGCAGGGCUCCAAGGUUUACAAGGCUGGCUCCCCACAGAGCUUGAAGCGUGGGCAGACCACGAUCAAAGACUUCUACAGUGCCAAGAGGAGGAUCGUCCCUGCCCGGCCCAGGCCGUGAGCGCGGGGGCAGCUGCUGAUGGCGGCGGUGGCCGCGGUGCCCCCGCCCUGAGCUGUGUAAGCUGAGCUGUACCAAGCGAUGUAGAGUCUGUAGUUCCCUAUUUAUGAAUAGCUCUGGGGUCCUGAGGGACCUUCACUGUGUGCAAUGUACAGGAGGAGCUGGAGGAGGACUGACAUGGGCCUGGUGGGGCCAAGCACCGUCCUUGUGCCAUCCUGCUGUCCCCUGCCUGGGGGMCACCGCUGUCCCAACCACCUGGUGGCACCAGAUCUCUUUAAGAAAAGUCACUGGUGUGGGUUGUAGAGCCCUGGGACACCGCAGAGCCGAGGACACCCCAGCUGCUGGCACUUGGGGGUGGCCCUGUGGCCCUGCAGGAUGGACGCUUGCCCAUGUGUGGGAGUGGAGGCUGCGGGCAGAGAGAGCUGCUCCCUGGACAGCCCUUCCUCGGGGUGACUCUGGGAACAGCCACAGGGGACCAGCACUGCCUGGGAGGCUUUGGGAUCCUUUGCUCUCAGCUGGCCCCAAAUCCUGCUCCCUUUACCGUGCUGUUGGGUGGUGCUGCCACGUCCGUGCCUCCCCCAACGCUGACACCAGGCUGGRGAGCCCCUGCUCUGCCUCUCUUGGGCUCCUCUAGGAAUAAGUCCAGCUCGCCAGCAGGGAUGAUGCUGGAAUAAGGAAUUGUAGCUUGUUUUCCUGGACUUUUUCUCCUUUGGGGCUGGUGGGGAGAGGACCCUCAGCUGGCUCUGCUCUGGGGCCAAGGGAUGGCCUGGAGCAGYGGCUGCUCAGCUCCAGCACUGAAGGACAAGUCCCUGCUCCUGAGGGGCUUGGCACUGCCAGGUCUCAGCACUUUUGUGGGGUUCAUCUCCUGCUCUGCUGGAUUUGGACUCUGGAAACUGGUGCAAGAUGGUCCCAGGAAGAAAAGGGACAGGRCUGAUCUCCCGCCUUGCACCACGAUGCACUUUGCUGUCGGUGAAGCUGCUGAGCUCCCAGCACUAAAUGUUAAUUUAUAUUUAAAAUAAUGCUAUUAAGUGUAUGUGGGGAAAGGGGAAAGACCUGUUUGUCUGUGUUAAUUCUGAAUAAACACUUGUGUA
Messenger RNA from Malurus melanocephalus (red-backed fairy wren), 2199 nucleotides. It is a transcript of the gene CDKN1A, whose product is annotated as cyclin dependent kinase inhibitor 1A. The transcript is spliced from 2 exons. Gene Ontology annotation, molecular function: cyclin-dependent protein serine/threonine kinase inhibitor activity. The record is from RefSeq and is a predicted model, not a curated record. Gene Ontology annotation, biological process: signal transduction by p53 class mediator; regulation of mitotic cell cycle. Gene Ontology annotation, cellular component: nucleus. NCBI's taxonomy places the organism in Eukaryota, Metazoa, Chordata, Aves, Passeriformes, Maluridae. Bases 656 to 1111 code for a protein of 151 amino acids.